This is a messenger RNA of Trichoderma citrinoviride, 1371 nucleotides long. RefSeq lists its product as hypothetical. Lineage: Eukaryota; Fungi; Ascomycota; Sordariomycetes; Hypocreales; Hypocreaceae. The record is from RefSeq and is a predicted model, not a curated record. The transcript is spliced from 3 exons. The coding region runs from base 1 to 1371 and encodes 456 amino acids.
AUGGGUCGCCCACUCUUCGUUGCCCCUGUCGAAACCGAUCUCCCUCACAAAGAGGCGACCAAGCGUGAUGUCCUCUCUCCUGGUCGCUCAGCCAUCAGGCGCUCGGCUCAGGCAGGCUUUCGCGACAGGCGAAAUGCCAUCAGACGCGCUGCUGUCCGCAUUGUCGACAUUCCACCACCGCCUGACCCGCAACCCCGGCGGAGGGUCGGGGCAUCCAGCUGGGAGACCGAGUUGUCUCAUGCCGACGAGCCAGAGCCAUCUCCUGGCCCUGCGCGCGAGGCAUUGAGAGAUGUCACCACCAGGCCGGACCGGCCGCCACGGAGAGAUCGCUAUCUGGAACAGCAGAUGAGCUCCAUCUUCGGCGGCACUUGGCAUAGCUUUAGUCCCCCUUCUUCUCAGAGGGAUGAUGAAGCUCGAGCCGAAAGGGACUUUUGGUGGAACGCUGAACCUCGACCACGGCGCGCGCGCGUUGUUGCGCCAGACGAUCUCCGGCGCAAUCGCAACCCCCAUGAGCACCGUUCUCAUCAAACCGGUACACCACCGCUUCGCCCUGCGCGGGACGGGCCGGAGAGGUCGCGCACCGAAUCCCCGUCAAAUGACGACAUAUCUCAGCCGAACGCCUUUCAGGUUUACAGACGUUGGCGCCGAAACCAAGCACAGGCGCGAGAGUUCCGCGCUUUCAUGCGGCACUCGUACGCCAACAACCGCCCCGACUCCAAUUCGUAUGAUGGCCUAGGAGACCGUGAUAGAAGCCUGAGUCCAGAGGGCUGGGACACCCUACUCUCGACGCUGACGCCCGAUCCGCAACCGCCGAGCGCAACGUCCUCGUUUGCGUCUGCAGCCGCAUCCCAGACCGCAGGCCCUUCCAGUGCUCCUCCGCCUGCCCCAGGCGUGCCUGACGAAGCUGCUGACGGUGCUUGUGAGUCGGGACAUGAAAUGUCUGACGACGACGACGAAGACGAAGACAACAACGACUACGCCAACUGGCAGUCUCGGGCUGCUGCACUUACCAGAGACGUCGGGGUUGUGCGCCUCUACAGCCUCAACGGCGUCCCAGCAGCUGGAGUACCGCCUCAGCGGCCUGAAGCAUCCAGACGUGUGCGGAGCCUCGCGCCCCGGGAUUCUCCGUUGCUGCUAGCCCACGGUCGGACCUCAGGCUCAGGCUCAGAAGAUGAGAGCCGACCUGGCCGCCUCCAGCCGAACCGGGAAGGAUCAGCAGGCAGCGGUCGUGGUGCUCAUACUGGGGACGAAGAGUGGUCAGGCAUGCAGCGAAUCGUCCGCAGUCUUGCGGCCAGAGAAGAUAUCCCGGACGAGUGGUGGGCUGAGGCUGGCCUCAAUCGAACUCUUCCCCAGGACGGGUCCCAAUGGUGA